GCUACUCGAACACCUUAGCUCACACCAGGUGUCCAGAAGCAACAAUGGCUGCACAGAACACGCCAUAUCACGGCAAUUGCCACUGCGGUCGUUAUCGCUUCGAGCUUAACGUUCCAGAGAUCAAGGAGGCGAUUGCAUGUACAUGUAGCCUUUGUACAAAGAAAGGUUACCUCUGGCUUAUACCCCCGCCUGACGCCUUCAAAGUGAUCAGGGACGACGGCCAGCUUACUGAAUACCGAUCUAGUGCAGCGCAGGAUAAGUUCUGUAAUUACUGCGGCACCGGCGUGGUUGGUGAACAUUUCGUUGGACCGUUGGGCGGCCAGUUCGCCGUCAACGUACGAGCUAUUCAGGAGAUCAACCCAUUCCAACUAGAACCAGCGAUCAAUAUAGUCGAAACAGAUGAUAACGAAAAGGCCUGGUCUAUCUCGACACCAUCAGAGCCGCGCCCAUCGCAUGUCGGCUCAUGCCAUUGCCAGAAAGUCCAAGUCCAGUUGAUGGUUCCAAUUUCGGAACUUGAGAUAAAGGAGGAUAACUGUAGUUCAUGUGUACGAACAGCAUACAUCGGAGUCUACCCCACCAGAGACCAGGUCAAAAUCCACGGAAGAGAGCAUACAUUUGAGUACCGAUACGGGAGUAAGUUCAGCGGCAGUACGUAUUGCUCGACUUGCGGAGUUCACGUGUUCACCAAUGUGUACGGGCCUCCCUUGUCCGUUUUCGACAAGGUACCUCUGGAGAGGCGCGAAUACGUGAUGUCGGUUUAUCGAGAAAAUAUGAAUAUGCAGCCGUUGAAUGUCAGAGCGCUCAACGCUGUUGAUUUGGGAUCCCUUCAGAUUAAAAGGACAGAUGAAGGGACAGAGGGCUACACACUUGACUCGUAGUGUUUGUAGAAUGAACUUGGAAAGUGUGUUAGCUUCAAUUUGGAUUUUUU
Ilyonectria robusta is the source of this 928-nucleotide messenger RNA. RefSeq names its product Mss4-like protein. NCBI's taxonomy places the organism in Eukaryota, Fungi, Ascomycota, Sordariomycetes, Hypocreales, Nectriaceae. The record is from RefSeq and is a predicted model, not a curated record. The coding region runs from base 45 to 878 and encodes 277 amino acids. Gene Ontology annotation, molecular function: carbon-sulfur lyase activity. The transcript is spliced from 4 exons.